CUCGUCCCUCCUCAACCCUCCCUCACCCCCACCUCCUUCCUGCCUCACUGCUGAUGACUUUGUUACCUACUUUACCCAGAAAGUGAAGGACAUUAGCUCCUCUUUUAUUAUUAACUCCAUUCUCCCUCCUCCCAUCCCCUCAUCUGUCUUUACUAAAUUAAGCCCUCUCACCUCUGACGAGGUCAACAGAAUAAUAACAUCUAACCAUGCCACCACCUGCCCCCUUGACGCUAUCCCCUCCUCUCUCCUCCAGGAUGUCUCAAGCGAGAUCCUGCCAUUUCUCACCUCAAUUUUCAACUCCUCCCUCACUUCCGGCAUUGUUCCAGCGUCUUUCAAGACUGCCAGAAUAAAGCCUCUCCUCAAAAAAACAACUCUUAAUACCACCGACAUCCAGAACUACAGACCGGUAUCUCUUCUUUCAUUCCUGUCUAAAACACUGGAACGUGCCGUUGCUAACCAACUGUCCUCCUAUCUCUCAUCUAACAACCUCCUUGACCCUCACCAGUCAGGUUUCAAGAAGGCACACUCCACCGAGACGGCUCUCCUCGCUGUGACUGAGUCCCUCCGUGCUGCCAGAGCCUCGUCCCUCUCAUCGGUUCUUUGCUUUUUCUAUCACUGCUAUGCUGACGACACUCAUUCUCUCGACGCUAUUUCUCUCUUUCCCCUCAUCUGAUAAAACCCUGAUUGCAACACGCAUAUCGGAAUGUCUGGCGGACGUCAGCACCUGGACAACUGCCCAUCACCUGAGGCUUAACCUCAACAAAACCGAGCUCCUCCUAAUCACAGGGAAAGAUUGCCCACACAUGGACUUACUGGUCACCGUCGAGAACAUCACUGUUUCUCCCUCUCCAACUGCCAGAAACAUCGGUGUGAUAUUGGACAAUCGGUUAUCCUGCACUGCAAACAUCACUGCGGUCGCCCGAUCCUGCAGAUUUGCACUUUACAACAUCCGCAGAAUCCGGCCCUUCCUCACAAUGGAAGCAGCUCAGCUUUUAGUCCAAUCACUGGUCAUCUCCCGCCUCGACUACUGCAACUCACUCCUGGCUGGACUUCCUGCCUCUGCGAUUAAACCUUUGCAGCGCAUCCAGAAUGCGGCAGCGUGCCUCGUGUUCAAGCUACCGAAGUUCUCCCAUGUGACCCCCCUCUUCCGGGACCUCCACUGUCUCCCUGUAGUAGCUCGCAUCAAAUUUAAGACGAUGGUACUGGCAUACAAGGCAGUCGAUGGAACUGCCCCUGCCUACCUCCAAGCAUUGCUAAAGCAACACACCCCAGCUCGAUCCCUCCGCUCAACUACCUCAGCUGGACGCCUGGUACCGCCAUCGCUAAGAGCUAGCAAAGGCCGUUCAGCAAAGUCACAACUUUUCUCGGUUUUGGGACCUCAGUGGUGGAACAAGCUCCCUGCCGCUCUCAGGACCGCAGAGUCGCUCACUAUCUUCCGAAAAGGACUCAAGACUCACUUGUUCAGAGUCCACCUCAACACUGCAUAGCCACCCUCCCCCUUCUGGCCACCAUUGUACACUGUAUUGUAUAGGCCACAGUACGUGCGGCUGCAGAGCAGCCUGUCAGAUGUGGUGACGAGCAACACUGGCGCACCCCAAGGAACAGUACUUUCACCCUUCCUUUUUACCAUCUACACCUCUGAUUUCAGCUUCAACUCUGGAACCUGCCAUCUCCAGAAAUUCUCAGAUGACUCCUCCAUCGUGGGCUGCAUCAGUGAGGACAGGGAGGACGAGUACAGAGGUGUGGUGGAGGACUUCGUCAGAUGGUCUGAGGAGAACCACCUCCAACUCAACAUCGGCAAGACCAAGUGGUGGUGGACUUCCGCCGGAAGAGGAAGCCCCCAACCCCUAUUACCAUCCAGGGGGUUUAAAUUGAGACAGUGGAUUGGUAUAAGUUCCUUG
Messenger RNA from Gadus macrocephalus (Pacific cod), 1901 nucleotides. RefSeq lists its product as uncharacterized. NCBI's taxonomy places the organism in Eukaryota, Metazoa, Chordata, Actinopteri, Gadiformes, Gadidae. The record is from RefSeq and is a predicted model, not a curated record. The coding region runs from base 621 to 1487 and encodes 288 amino acids. The transcript has a single exon.